Photinus pyralis (common eastern firefly) is the source of this 2281-nucleotide messenger RNA. RefSeq names its product E3 ubiquitin-protein ligase Ubr3-like. Gene Ontology annotation, cellular component: cytoplasm; ubiquitin ligase complex. NCBI's taxonomy places the organism in Eukaryota, Metazoa, Arthropoda, Insecta, Coleoptera, Lampyridae. The record is from RefSeq and is a predicted model, not a curated record. Gene Ontology annotation, molecular function: ubiquitin protein ligase activity; zinc ion binding. The transcript has 8 exons. Bases 404 to 2266 code for a protein of 620 amino acids. Gene Ontology annotation, biological process: protein ubiquitination; ubiquitin-dependent protein catabolic process via the N-end rule pathway.
UUUGGCAAUCGAAAAAUUUUAUAUAUACAGAAAAAUACGUCAUUAAAAAAGGACACAUUUAUCCAGAUUUACGUGGGGCCGAGCGUGUCGUCUCAUUUCAUUACAAGGUGUAUAACCUGCCGGGCAUCUUUUUAAUGAAAAGUUGCUCACAAUUACGACCUUAAAUACGUAUUAUUUAUUUCUGUUCGGCUCUCUAUUGAAAUUUAUUAUUAAUGAAUUAAACAAAAUCAUGCGUCCUAAUUGUUUAUUUACGUAACAGUUUCUCUCGUUUCAAGUGCGAAUUGAAAAUUUCUAAAAUCUAAAGUGCCAGCGAAAAAUCUGAAUUAACGUCAUGAGAAUUUGUGAAAUAAGUGGUGGACUUUUUUUGUAAAAUUCACAGUUGAAAUGAUAUUAUAAGGAAAAAAUGGCCUCAAACUCCACUUUUGAGGCUAAAGUGUUAAUGUCCAAAGGGAAACGUGCAGCAGCCGCUUAUAUUCAUGCCGAUUGCUCUCAACGGACUAAUCCCAAACAUUUAAAUGAAGUCCUCGAUAAUUUACUUAAUCCCGCCAAGGCUAUCGACGAGUGGGAAACAAUCGACUGGUGCAAAUGGCUGAUGGCCGGAGGACGGACACCCGACGAGUUCGCCAACAUAGUGCGAACGUACGACAAUGCGACAACAUGCGGACUGGUUUGGACACCGAAUUUUGUCGCGUACCGUUGCCGUACGUGCGGAAUUUCGCCCUGCAUGUCGCUCUGUACGGAAUGCUUCAAAAAGGGGAAUCACCAGCGGCACGAUUUCAACAUGUUUCUAAGUCAGGCGGGCGGCGCGUGCGAUUGCGGUGACACUUCAGUGAUGAAAGAGACUGGGUUUUGUGACCGUCACGGUCCGGAUAAAUUGAAAAAUAAGUCACCAGCACCCACUGCUCUUAUGUGCGUUGCUGAGGCGAUGAUGCCGCGGGUUAUUUUAAGACUGAUACAACAUCUUCGAGAGAACAGCCAGGGCUCCUCGCCCGACGCUUACAAAGGAGCAAUACAGGACGCAGACGCGUUCAUAACUAUGCUGUUGGAUUUUAACAACAUGGGCGGUUUGAUGCGGCGAGUCAUGACCGGCGCGCUGACUAACCCCCAGAUGUACAGGGUUCUAAACGAGCUACCUCAAAACUCGAAGUCGGAGUACGCGCGAUACAUGAUGGAGUCGAAGACGAUCUACGAGAACGCCUUAAAGUCACUUCCGAAUCCGGAACCGAUGGAGGAAUAUCGCGACUGUCCCUCGCUCCAGGAGCAUCUCACUCAUCGAACCUUCCUGGAGGAGCUGGUGUUCUGGACGGUCAAGUUCGAAUUUCCCCAAAAAGUCGUUUGCCUAUUACUGAAUAUGCUCCCAGAUCCCGAUUACAAGGAAGCGUUAACCAAAGCUUUUGUGUUGCACUACAGUCGAAUAUCGUUGAUGCUCGAACGGUCGAGUGACCCCGACACGCUCAGCAAUCGUGUGGUGCACGUCAGCGUUCAGCUGUUCUCUAACGAAAGUCUCGCAUUACGUAUGACCGAACAACUCAAUUUGUUACAUGUUAUGGUUGUCAGCUUGAAGUAUAUGAUGGGCAAAAUUCUUAUACAGAACACCCUUCACGAUCCUGAUAAGAAUUUUCAUUACGUCGUCGACUGCGGAAGACCAGUAAUGAAAGAGCACUGUUAUUGGCCGCUGGUGUCCGAUUUGAACAAUGUGUUGUCUCACCGUCCCGUCGCGCUCAAAUUUAUGGCAGACGACUCGCUAUUGGAAAUGUGGUUUACGUUUCUCUCAAUGUUUCAAGGCAUGAAUGUUAAUCAACGAGAACUCAGUCAGCAUGUCGAAUUUGAGCCGAACACUUACUACGCUGCGUUCAGUGCCGAGCUCGAAGCGAGCGCGUAUCCGAUGUGGGCGCUUGUUUCUCAUUUGGCUGAUGAAUCGACGGUUUCGUUGACACGUCGUGCUCUCUCCGCUUGUUUAUCAUCGCUCUUGGAAUGGUUGGACGCCAUAAAUUUUACAAGUCCAAACGUGAAUGAUAGUGUACAAGUGUCAUUUCAUCUUCCGCUGCAUCGUUAUUUAGCUGUCUUCUUAUGCCAGGCUGUUGCGAAACAAGGAUUAACGUUGAACGAAAUUCUACCCCAGGCGGACACACUACAUUUACUAAUGAUGCAUCCUUUGAGAGUGCAGGUGAGUACUUUCACACAUAUGCAUGGGAUAUGUAUACUGAACUUAGCAAGAGUUGAUCUGGGGUGUAGACCACAUUUUUUUUUUGAACUGAGUUUUUAAUCCCCCUCUGAUUUA